Molecule: messenger RNA, 1446 nt
Organism: Pipistrellus kuhlii (Kuhl's pipistrelle)
Lineage: Eukaryota; Metazoa; Chordata; Mammalia; Chiroptera; Vespertilionidae
Gene: SRSF3
Product: serine and arginine rich splicing factor 3
Exons: 6
Coding region: 160-654 (164 amino acids)
Biological process (GO): mRNA splicing, via spliceosome
Cellular component (GO): nuclear speck
Molecular function (GO): RNA binding
Source: RefSeq, a predicted model, not a curated record
GGCAUGGCGUAUAAAUAAGGGCGAGGAGAAGGCGGUGGUCCGCCAUUUCGUGGACGCCGGGGAGGAGAGGGGACCUGUGCAGCCGGGCGGAGGGGAGCCGAAGAGCCGUCCGAGGGUGUGUGGAGCUCAGCCGCCGCGUUUCUCACCCAAGAUCUCGAAAUGCAUCGUGAUUCCUGUCCAUUGGAUUGUAAGGUGUAUGUGGGUAAUCUUGGGAACAACGGUAACAAGACGGAAUUGGAACGAGCCUUUGGCUAUUAUGGACCGCUCAGAAGUGUGUGGGUUGCCAGAAACCCUCCUGGCUUUGCUUUUGUUGAGUUUGAAGAUCCCCGAGACGCAGCCGAUGCAGUCCGAGAGCUAGAUGGGAGAACGCUAUGUGGCUGCCGAGUCAGAGUGGAACUGUCGAAUGGUGAAAAGAGAAGUCGAAAUCGAGGCCCACCUCCCUCUUGGGGUCGUCGCCCUCGAGAUGAUUAUCGGCGAAGGAGUCCUCCACCUCGCCGCAGAUCUCCAAGACGGAGAAGCUUCUCCCGCAGCCGGAGCAGGUCCCUUUCUAGAGAUAGAAGAAGAGAGAGAUCACUGUCUCGGGAGAGAAAUCACAAGCCGUCUCGUUCCUUCUCUAGGUCUCGUAGCCGAUCUAGGUCAAAUGAAAGGAAAUAGAAGACCAGUUUGCAAGAUGAGUGGUGUACAGGAAAUAACUUCAUUUGACAGGAGUAUGUACAGAAAAUUCAAGUUUUGUUUGAGACUUCAUAAGCUUGGUGCAUUUUUAAGAUGUUUUAGCUGUUCACAUUUGUUUGUCUUGGAACAGUGACGCAUAAAGAUGUAAUUCUCUAUGGUUUGAAAUGGAUCAUAUGAGGCAUGUAAUAUCAAGAAUUGUUACUUUACAAUGUUCCCUUAAGCAAAAUUGAAUUUGCUUUGAACUUCAGUCUUUCGUAGACUGAUAAUAAACCUCUUAACCUUCUGCCCAGCUAAAGUGUGACAUUGAAUAUUGUGGAAACAAAACUGGCAAAAAAUUGGAUUUAAGACUUUCCGUAGCUGGGAUCUAAUAGGCAGCUGUAGUUGGACAGGCAGUCUUCAAAAGCUGCUUUGAACACAAGCCAGCAGCUAAAAAUUAAAGCUGCACUUUUAGAUUUAGAGGUUUAAAAAAUCCAACUAUUCUUUACAUUGGGCAAUGGUAUGGAGUUAGUGUAGAACCUAAGAAGUUUUAAGAAAGUUAGUUUACCUUUGCUUUAGGUCAUAAAUUUCUUAUGUGAUUGCUAUAUAUGAAUAUAUAGCUGUUGAUAACAUUCUUCACUUGGAAAUUUGAGACUAUUCAAGAUGCCAGUGUCCUGUCAGUUUAAGGGUACAUUGUAGAGCUGAACUUUGAGUUACUGUGCAAAAUUUUUUCCUUGCUGUCAUUUGUAAUAUGUUUUGUGAGAAUCCUUGGGAUUAAAGUUUUGGUUACAAAUUGUU